AGGGGUUGACGGAUUUUGAGGCACGGGCGGCAAUUUAGCGAGUUCAUAAGCUUUAUCCGUCGAGCCUCUGCGCGAAAAAAAGGUUGAUCUUUGCAGACUCAAAGUGGGUUGACGACGAUUUCCCGUGCCGUAUACCGACCGUACGGUAGGCCAAAUGAGCCCGCUCGUGAGUGUAAUUAUUUGCAGGUGCAGCUGGUGAAAGGUGAUGAAAGCAGAUAGCAACGAAACUUCAUCCGCAACCGCAUUGAUUCUGCUGGUGCUUGCGCUGGCCGUGCCGUGCCGACUCAUCGUCGGCCACAAACGCUGCUCGUAGCCUAGUCAUCGAGCGGAAUAGUGUCCGACCAUUCGGUACCAGCAACGCCGCAUUUGCAGCAAAGGCAGAGUCUGCAUAGAGUUUACCUGGGAGCAGAACAAAUUGACAGAAAGCCAGCCGUCUUCAUGGAAUCGUAGCCGUAACUAGACAAGCAAAUUUCCUCUGCUCAAGAUACUUGGGCGCAGCUAGCUCGAGUGCUUGGAGUGAGUCUUUUAGAUCAUAGCAUCUCCCAACAAACGCUCGGAGCAAAAACAAUGGAUGCCGAACGGGAAGCUUCCUGCACACCACCGCUUCCGUUGGCAGAUGAUUUACUACCCGAGCAGCUCAGCAAGUUCCAUUCGCCGCUGAUGGCCGGAAGUGAGCAUGAGGAACGCCAAAUGUCACCGCCAGCGGUGGCGAAACCAGCACUUGCAGAUACGUCAAGCAACACUGGGCCGGCAGAUGUUCGCAGCAAAGACAAGGAAAAAAGUGUGCGAAAAUCCAAGGAUGAAGGGGGUAAAAGGGGAAAGAAAUCAGAUGAUUCAACAGCUCAUCGUCAGUCGUCAAAGGAGUUAUCGUCGAACGAAAAACCCAAUAAAUCGGAUACAGAACCUAAGGGGUCUUCGAAGAACAGUGAAAAGAAAAGAACCUCUUCCCAGGAUCGGGACAACGGGAAGGAACGUCAUCACCGUAAUCGAAGUAAUCAUCGGCGAAAAUCGCGCAGUCGCUCCAAAGAGUCUACAUCGGUGGGUAAAACUUCUCCCGCACGGUCAAAGCAACCCACGGAAGACGGCGCGAGCAAGAACCCCCACAAGGAAAGCAAACGUAGGAGCGAUGGAGCCAAGAAGAAAAAGUCGAAAAGUAGGCGAUCUCACUCGAAAGAAGAGAUCAACGACGAAGAGCGUGACGUGCCACAAAAUCGCGAACGCGAUUCUCGCUCCAACAGCCGUAGCCGCAGUAGGCGGCAGGAAAGUGUGCGACGAGACCGUCGCAGCAGCAGUAGUCCGGCGCGUGAUUCGUAUCCCCGGCGAGCGGGUUCCCGAGAGUGGCCGGUGCAUCCGGGACCGCCACAUUUUACGCGCGGUUUCAACUUUCCUGGCCGUCGCGGUUACCAUCAGUAUCAGCGGGGACGCUUUCAGGACUUCCACCAGUCCCGCCGUGGUUCACCGUUUUGGAAGAAGGCGGGUCCCGUGCGCAAACCCGGUGGAACACUCUCUUCGAUGCGAUACACCAAGACACUGCCAACGAUCAGCUGGCGUGAUUGGACCGAACCGAGCGAACGGGAGCACAGUGUGGAACGAUCACCGGUAAAAAAGGUACGGCCCAUUACGCCGGCCAUUGCGGCCAUGCAGGAGUACGAUGGCAGUGACGGGGAACACUCAUCGGACGUGAACAGUGAUGUUGAACGGAAGUCUGACGAUACUACGGAGCGUUCGCAGACAACUCCAGAUAGGAAGCAAGUGAACAACGCCAAAAUGGAAGGAACACCACCGAUGCGGGAAUGUGAAGAGGAAGAGUUGCUCGUGCGACAUAUAAAACUGGAGAAAGUGGACGAGCGCGAUUGUCCGGAGGAGAAGACGAUUCUCGGUGAGGUGAAAAUAGAUUGCAGCAUCGUUAAAAAAGAACCUCUGACGGAGGAGGACGAGGAGCAGGCGCCACUAGAACACGACAAACCCAUAGUGGUAAAGAAGGAAGCGGCAUGUCGACCUGCGAUUAAACCGAAAUUUAGCUGCUCCUUCCUGGACGAUCUUUCUAGCGGUCAGAUGAUGCUGGACCCCGAACUGCUCGCUUCACCCGAACAACCGGAGUCGUGCGAAGAGGACGAGGAAGAUGAGGAGGUCCCGGAAGAGGUUGCCCGUUCCGGGCGAGACGGAAGCGAGUCCCCUGACACGGACGAUUACGCGGCAAACUGGGAAACGGAAGGGAACGAGGAAACGCUAAGCACUAGCCCGCCCAAGCAAACCCUUGACGGUCCAUCACCAGUAGUGGAAGGUGUGGGAACUCCGAAGGCGAACCACAAACCCGAUACACCUCCUCCUGAAAACGUCCCGAACGGGGGGGCACCAGUUCCUGUGCUAAGUGGCGAGGACAAACGGGCCCACCUAAAGCCGCGCAGCAUGCACGAGGAGAUCAUUCCGUUGGACGACCUGCUGAAUGUACAGAACCAGCUCAAAUCGUUCAAGUCGAAGCUAGACGAAGCGGAAAAGCUGAAGCGAACCGACCGAAAUGCCCCUUCCGUGCAACAAGGAGGCCGAGGUGGAGGGGGAGGAGCUCUGUUUACGGAGAAGUUGGCGGACGAGUAUAAAAGCUUCAUGCAGUCACUUGCACAAACUUCCGCGGGCGAUGCAACCGAGCGAGACCGUGCGUCCAGUCGAGCUAAGGGAAAAAAGAAACGCUCCAGUUCGUCCAGCAGUUCUAGCUCGUCCUCUUCCGACUCGAGCUCGGACUCAUCGAGCUCGUCCGGUUCGUCUAGCUCUUCAAGUUCGAGUUCUUCGGAUUCGGAAGAUCAAAGCAGCACGGAAGAGUCCGAGGAUGAGCAGCCGAAGCAAAACCGUAAAAGCGCCGCUGCGGGAGCAGAUCACGAUAACUCCGAAGCGAAGGAGCCAGCAACUCCACCGCACCGUCCAACGUUGGUCAUACCGGAGUACUUGCUGCCGAAGGUACCCACACCGCCCUCGGGUAGCGUCCCACCGACUCAGCAAACUCCCACCAAGAUCUACAGCAUACGCGACGAUUCUGUGGCUAGCGAAAGUACUGAAUCGUUGGCCUCCUCCAUCAAACCGCUCGAGCUGGAUCGGGAAACACCGAUCAAACUGAAGCUUCCUUCGAAAACCAGGAUGUUACCGGGCGGUGGAGCAUCGGCGUUGCUCGGACAGGACGAGGAAGAAGGCACCGUUCCACCAGCCGAGGGAACUGAGCGUCCGCCAAGCGAGCAGGAUCAAAAGUCAACUAAAGACCGAUCCCGCUCGACCGACGGUAAGUCCAGCCGCCAGAGGCAAAAGCGUUCCCGCGACCGUCAGGAUCGCAAGCGAUCGGAGUCGCACAACCGACGAUCGGGUGAUCAUCACUCAUCGGGAGCGAGCAGUCCGAAGCGGAGGUCGCGUGAUCGUGAAAAGCGAUCCUCGCGGAAAGACCGAUCUUCGCCAGAUAAGCGCAAGGAACGAUCCGCUCAGCGGCGCGGUUCCCGUAGUCCACAUCGUCGAACCCGUAGCCCUCGCAACCGAACGCGACGGUCCACGUCGAAGUCGCGGUCGAGGUCACGCUCGCGCUACCACAGCCUUAGCCCACCGCAGCGUCGUCCUCCGAGUCCGCGAGGCGGUGAUAAUCGGCGGACUGCGGCGAGUCGUUCCCGUCGUCGUUACUCGGUCGAUCGCGAAUGGUCGGCGCGCGGCCGAUCGCGCUCUCCAUAUGGUGGCCGUCGUCCACCCUCGCCCAAGGACGCACCACCCAUGACGCUCCAUGGGGAGAAUCAGAUCGACAUCAUCACGAGCACGGGUGCCUCACCGAACGUCCACUCGCCCGUCACCGGGUACAAGAAGAGUCUGGCCGACUCGACGAUCAGCGAUGCGGAACUGGAGAGUCAGAAGCGUAAGCUCGCCGGGUACGGUGCUACCGGCUACUACGGACCGCAUCCCACUGAACACUUGGAUCCGACCACCGUCUCUGGAGGGGCGGCGACCGCCGGGUCCGAGGGAGGAGGCGAAGAGUCCUCCCCGAAACGUAUCUCGCUGGACGAUCGGAUCAAUAUCGUGCUCGGUAUGAAUGGAACGGUGGAUGGUGGUGGCAAGUCGAGCGGAAAGCAUCAUCAUGGGCAUGGGCAACAUAUGCAGCAACACCAUCACCACCACCACCAACAUGCACCGUACGGCGAGUAUCCUCCCUCCCAUGACAUGUACCUCCAGCGUGGCCAUCAUCCGGUCAACUAUCCGCCGGCCGGUUACACGGCAAGUCAGGAGCAGUACGGUGGCUCGCCGUACGGUUCGUAUGGUGCCCGAGGUUUACCACCGAACUCCAACGCCGCCACAUCCCCUUACUAUCCGGGCAGUGGCCGUGGCCCUCCACCAUCGUGGGCUCCCCGAAGUCAUCCGUACCAGGGCUACCCGAUGGCAUUCGUCACGCAUAAUCGACCACCUCUUCCGGGAGAGAUGUAUCGUUUCCCGUACGCCCCACCAAACUCAGUCCCAUUGACCACCGGCACCGGGGCCGAUGGGGCUAACUCCAAGUCGCAAGUGAAGCAGGUUGGCAAUGUGCUAGAAAUCGUACCCUCAAACGCACCGCUAGCUGCGUCGGGUGGCGACGGUGCACCCGGUUCGACUAACCUCACCUCAUCCACCAACUCCAUGGAUGGUUCCGUCAACGGCACAAGCACCGCAAGUCCGGCCGAAGCGGCAGCGAUCGGCAUUGCGAUGCAAAACUCAACCACAUCGUCUGCACUCGUGACCCCGAAAAUUCUCACCGCCGAGGAGCUUCAGCAACGGCACGACCGACGGCUGGAGCUAAAGAAAAAGAUUCGUGCCGAGCGGGAAAAGAAACGGUUGGACAAGCGGCAACGGAAGGAACGGCUGCAGUUGGAGAUGAAGCGAUUGCUGAACUCCAAAACGGUCACCUCUUCGGGCGGGACGGUCGAUGCGCUCGGUGGAGGUGUAGGUAGCGGUGGUAGCGUUGGGGGAAGCAGUGGUGGUGGAGGUGGUGGUAGUGCUUCGUCGGACGAAGAGUUCGAGACGAUCAAGCAGGCGGAUCUGCUCGCGUCGCUCGGACGCUCGUACGAGAAGAGUAUUCUCAAAGGCGCCAAACAACUAAACGCUGUGGGAAGUGCAAAUGCGGUCAAGAAAACAGUCCUCUUCGCCGACGGUAAGGCACCGGGCGACGUUUCGUCCAGCUCCGCCGAUGAGGCGAAGGAGAAAUCACCCAACAAGCAGCAGGCCGUGAAGCAGCGGAAAAAGUUGCGCCGCCAACGCACGCUCAAGAUUUCGGGCAAAAAACGUCUGAUAGACCGACUGAAGCUGCCGGAGCUCGAGCAAGAGGCUGAAGAGCUGGAUCCAGAGGUUGCGAAUUUACCAGCGCCCCCUCCACCACCCGGUUCACCGCCCCCAGAGCUGCAACAACCACGUUGCCUCAACCCUCCCGUGGUGAGAAUGAUCGACUUCCGGGAAGGAUUCCACGGCAUCGCUCUGCCGCUGCCCCUUCCACCAGGCUCGAUGGGUGGUCCCCCACCACCGAUGCAUCUCGUUGGCGCGAAUACGAUGGGUCCGGCCGGGGCCUCUUCCAUACCACUGCCAGUUCCUCCCGUCUCGAUGUCGGUCCCGCCCGGCCCCGUCCCGACGCCGCUGCCCGGCUAUCGAAAUCCUCCGACGAUGCCACAACCCCACCACCACCUGCUGCCUACCCAUCUCGCCACGCAACGGCCAACGUCACCCCACGGCGUCCUCCCACCGCUGCACCAUCCCCAUCCGCCACCGCAUCUCUUCACCCAUCAUCCGCCGAACAUUGGACACGGGGGUCCGUCCCUCCAUACACCGCCACCGUCGCACCAUGCCUACCAUCAACACCACCACCACACCCAACAUCCACCUCCACAGACACCACCCUCCGUUUCAACCGCUCUCAUCACCAUUGGCAGUAAGAAGCGUGUCAACGGCAACGGCGGUGGCGGCGUAAACCCGAUAGAAUCGAUCGUCUCCACGGCAGCCACCACCGGAACGGUUGCACCUUCCACCGUCCUCAGCACGGGCGUCGCUACGUACGUCGAUGGUACGCCACCGGUUUGAUCCCAUUCGCCCCGACCGCACGAACCAUAGCUGCCUUUCAUCAAGCGAACCGAGCAAACGGAGCAAUUAACGGAACUGUCGAGCAGAGAGAACCAACAACCAGGCAAUUGGCUGCGCGUAGGGCAAGAGAAACGCGGCAGCACCAAGGCAAUAUGCGGAGGCAAUAAUGCCGUCGCCAAGUGUUUGACUCAAAUGUACCGAUGGCUCAUUCUAGGGUAUAGCAUUAGUUUUUAAUUAAUUUUACCAUCUUUUCUUUGAUAUCGAACACAGUUUUUUAAUUCAAACACAAUCUCCAACCGCGGCGUAACCAAAAGUCGUAUUACGUCACGCUGUGCAUAUCCGUACUCCUUUUUUCUUUGCUCAUGUACACAGCAAUGGGAGACAAAUUAAUCCAGCUUAGUUAACGACGUUAUGUUAGAACAUAUGUGAAAGCUCUUUCCUCCGAAAGGGAAGAAUUAUAAUGAAUGCUAAUAAGAAACUAAGAAGGAUUUUUGUUCUUGACUUUUUGGUAACUGUCCCCUAUAAUAGUAUGCUGAAGGUGGCUAUAUCAAAUUCAAAACUCAUUGCCGAAGGAUGGCUGCGGUCCUACCUUGGUACAGCGCUGCGCCAGCAACUUUCACUCGUCGAUGUAUUAAAUGUGUUAAUGUAGUGUAAUAUUUAAUCGAAUCGAACAACUGCAAUCGAAAAAAAAAACAGAUUAAGGAGAAACGUGUAUAAGCAGAUAACGUAUGAGGGAUACAGAGAGAAAGAGAGAGAGAGAGAGAGAGAGAGAGAGAGAGAGAAGUGAAAGCAAUCGAAGAAAAAAGUUAGAAUAAAUAAAAAAGCGCGUUAGUAGAUCCAUAAGCUUGGCAGUAAAAAAAACAACCAGAAGUGGGAAUGUCUCAUCUGAGAGUGCGUAGGACAGAACUUUCCGCCU
Molecule: messenger RNA, 6976 nt
Organism: Anopheles coustani
Lineage: Eukaryota; Metazoa; Arthropoda; Insecta; Diptera; Culicidae
Exons: 4
Coding region: 568-6060 (1830 amino acids)
Biological process (GO): cortical actin cytoskeleton organization; actin filament network formation
Cellular component (GO): cytoskeleton; cytoplasm
Molecular function (GO): actin filament binding
Source: RefSeq, a predicted model, not a curated record